AAACCCCAACACACAUUAGCAUACUCAGUUAGCUCCUAGUCCGAGGACUGUUCCACUUCCUCAUAUUGUCGGUUGCUCUGUCACACUUUUCUUAGCCUCCCAAGUUGCUUCAAUCUUUUUCAGGUGUUUGAUAAUGGCGGACGAGGUGGUUGUGCUGGAUACCUGGGUCAGCAUGUUUGGGAUGAGGGUGAGGAUCGCGCUGGCUGAGAAGGGGAUCCAGUACGAGUACAAGGAGCAGGACCUGAGGAACAAGAGCGACCUGCUUCUCAAGAUGAACCCGGUUCACAAGAAGAUCCCGGUUCUCAUCCACAACGGGAAACCGGUCUGUGAGUCCCUCAUCAUCGUUCAGUACAUAGACGAGGUCUGGAACGACAGCACUCCGUUGCUGCCCGCUGAUCCUUACCAGAGAGCUCAAGCCAGGUUCUGGGCUGAUUUCAUUGAUGCGAAGGUGUAUAGUGUUUCAAGGAGGGUAUGGGCCACAAAAGGGGAGGAGCAGGAGGCAGCAAAGAAGGAGUACUUUGAAACCUUCAAGAUACUGGAGGGGGAGCUUGGUGACAAACCUUACUUUGGGGGAGAAACAUUUGGGUUUGUCGACAUUGCUCUCGUCACUUUCUACAGCUGGUUCUAUGUUUAUGAGAGUUUUGGCAACUUCAGCAUGGAGGCGGAGUUCCCCAAGAUUAUGACAUGGGUUAAGAGGUGCAUGCAGAAGGAGAGUGUCGCCAAGACUCUUCCUGACCAGAGGAAGGUUUAUGGGUUUGUGGAGGACUUGAGGAAGAAGCUUAGCUUGGACUAGAACAAUGGUGGUUUGGCCCCAGUAUGGGAAGUAUAGUAGCGUAUUAGCAUGGUUUUGGGUGGUCGUGUUUUAUGUCCGUUAAGCUUUUGUUGGACACUUCGGUGUGUCUUUAUCAGAAGAACAUGUCUUGUAUCACGCAUGUUAUCGUGAAUAAGGAGAGACCCUUUGUUGUGUCUGCUAUGUGUUUGAUGAAAUUGUGCCUUCUACAACAUUUGGAGUGUACAUCGGUUUUGGGGUAUCCGUGUAUGCAGAGCAUUGAUGUCUAUCUUCA
This is a messenger RNA of Alnus glutinosa, 1064 nucleotides long. Its product is annotated as probable glutathione S-transferase parC. Gene Ontology annotation, biological process: glutathione metabolic process. The transcript has 2 exons. NCBI's taxonomy places the organism in Eukaryota, Viridiplantae, Streptophyta, Magnoliopsida, Fagales, Betulaceae. The coding region runs from base 134 to 793 and encodes 219 amino acids. Gene Ontology annotation, cellular component: cytoplasm. The record is from RefSeq and is a predicted model, not a curated record. Gene Ontology annotation, molecular function: glutathione transferase activity.